Prunus persica (peach) is the source of this 863-nucleotide messenger RNA. RefSeq names its product RNA-directed DNA methylation 4. The record is from RefSeq and is a predicted model, not a curated record. Bases 159 to 611 code for a protein of 150 amino acids. Lineage: Eukaryota; Viridiplantae; Streptophyta; Magnoliopsida; Rosales; Rosaceae. The transcript has 6 exons.
UGGGUUCGGUUCUGUUUAUACUCGAUGUGGCUUGGGUUCGGUUCGGGUUUGGGAAGUCCUUGGUGGGCGCGGUCUCGGAGCCUUCUGAUAGCAAAAGAGGGCUGGAAAUCAAUGAGAGGCCGCAGAAGCAUCCGUCACUGGAUUUCGAGAACCUGUCAAUGUCUGAUUCAGCUGCAAAGGCAGAAGAAUUGAAGACCAAGAAGGUUUUUGUACAGCAUGUAGAGACAGUAAGCAGCUUUGACACCACUGUUGAUGUCGUGAAAUCAUUUGUGCGGAAACAAGAUCAGAUAUUGUCUAAAGCCAGACAGACACAGGAGGUUGUCGGAAAAAAUGCACGUUUUGAACAAAGAUGGAGGAGCAGAAAGGGAGACAAAGGAACAUCACAUGAGAAAUUACAUGAAAUGUGUCAUUUCUAUGAUGUUAUUCUUGUUGAUGUCGAGGAAAGAUCUAAUGAGUUGCGACAGGAGGAUGAGAUAUCUUUGGAGGACCAGAGGAUGUUGAAUAGUUACUUACCUCUACUGAGAGAGUGCAUUCCAAGUGCUGCUUCUGAGAUUGAAUCAGAUUUAUCUGCUAACAGCUCCAAACAAGGUUGUUUUUUCACAUGUAAUUGACUAGUCUUUGUUAUGUCUGUAUAUAAAAAUGGGGCUGGUGGCUUUUGCAACCCAGUUCAUAUAUCAUUGCUCUGGUCUAUUAUUUGGGGAAAUUGACUUAUAGGAUCAAUGUAGUAUCCCUGGAUCAGCAUCUUUCUUUUGAACCUAAAUGGAGCUCUUUGCAUAGUUAUUGUAAUCAGGUUGAAUUUAACAAAUUACUCACCAUGGUGAUAUGAAGCAAAAGCAUGCCAUGAUCUGUUGGAUUUGAAAGUA